This is a messenger RNA of Achroia grisella, 1984 nucleotides long. RefSeq names its product acetylcholinesterase-like. The record is from RefSeq and is a predicted model, not a curated record. Bases 232 to 1863 code for a protein of 543 amino acids. The transcript is spliced from 3 exons. NCBI's taxonomy places the organism in Eukaryota, Metazoa, Arthropoda, Insecta, Lepidoptera, Pyralidae.
UAUUGGUAUAUAUUUUUAUUUAAUGACGACAUCUGUCCAAACGAAAGUAUAUUGCAAUAUAGUUAUUUAAGAAUGUCAAUUAAAGGUUAUGAUGUGUUAUUUGUCAUUGUAGUUAUUUGUUGCAUAAGUUGGUAAUAUCCGGUAAACAAACAUAUAGGAUACGUGUCGAUUCCAUUUAUCUAGAACAAAAACAUACCGAUAGUGUCAGUGAUAAGAGAUCUUUAGUAGAAGAUGGUUGUGACAUUGAAAAUACUAUUUUUAAUAACUGUUUCUAUAAUUCAAUAUGGUCAAAGCACCGACUUACGAAUAGAUCCUCUAGUAGAAUCUAACGUUGGAUUAAUUAGAGGGCUCCGUGCUUCGGAUGGUGAUUACUCCAUGUUCCUUGGCAUACCGUUUGCUAAAGUCAACGAGAGUAAUCCGUUUGGGAAUUCAAGUCCAUAUGGAAGAUUCGAAGAAAUAUAUGAAGCAUACGACGAUUCUUUAAUGUUAUGUCCCCAGUAUGAAUCAUCGAAAAUUUUGGGAAAUAUAAAUUGCCUAUACUUAAAUGUAUAUGUGCCAAACACAGCUAGUUCCCAAAAUCGAUUACCGGUAAUGGUUUGGAUACAUGGUGGAGGAUUUAAGACUGGUACUGGAAAAAUAACAGAAACCGGUCCCAAAUUUUUAGUAAAACAAGAUAUAAUUUUAGUAUCAAUUAAUUAUCGCCUCGGUCCAUAUGGUUUCAUGUGUUUAGAUAUACCAGAGGUCCCAGGCAAUCAGGGAUUAAAAGAUCAAUUACUAGCCUUAAGAUGGGUUAAGGAUAACAUCGAAGCAUUUGGUGGCGAUGUUAAUAAAAUAACUGUAUUUGGUCAAAGUGCUGGCGCAAUAUCAAUAGAUUUGCACCUUUUAUCUGUACAUGACAAUAUUUUUAAUAAAAUAAUAUUACAGAGUGGCACAUCUUUAGCUGCAACCGUUCUAGAAGCACCUGAUAAACAAGCUCCUAUUAAAAUAGCGGAAUUUCUUGGUUUUCAAACUGAAUCUAUACAAGAAGCUUUAAAUUUUCUUACUGGUACUGAUCCUAAUUUAGUUAUUGCAGCCUCAAACAGUCUACAUAUGCUUUUUAAACCUUGUGUUGAAACUGCGUUUGAUGAUGUUGAACCUUUUAUACUUAAACCUUGGAUUAACGCGAAAGUGACAAGAGUUAAGGGAAUGCCAAUACUUCUUGGAUUCAAUAAUAAAGAAAGAUGGUUUGAAUAUGUAAAUAAAGACUCUGAUUAUUUUGAUAAUUUAAAUGUAAUACAUGAUAAAUUGGUACAGACAUUCAAUUUUAAUAGCACCAAACUUACGGAAAUGGAAGAUAUCAUUCAUCACUUUUAUUUAGGAGAUAAUAAAAUAGCAAUAGAAUUUAGGGAUGAAAUUGGUGAUUUUGAUUCCGAUUACACGUAUAUUCACCCAGUUCAAAGAAGCAUUAGAAAAUAUAUCGAAAGCUCUGCUGAAAAUAUAUUCUAUUAUAUGUUUUCAUAUGGAGGUGAAAGGAAUUGGCAAAAAGUAAAACAGAAUGAGGUGAAAUUUCAAGAUGGUGCUUUUCAUGCCGAUGAAUUGGGAUAUCUGUUCGACGUGGCAUUUCUUACAGAGAAUAAUUUAGAAGAUCUAUUUAUCGUUGAACAAAUGACUACAAUGUGGGCUAACUUUGCUAAAUAUAGCGACCCUACACCUACUGUAACAGAAUUACUACCAGCCAAAUGGACACCAUUGACAAAGGACAAGUGGUAUUAUUUGAACAUAGACUCGCAACUGUCUGUGAGAAGCCGACCACUUCACGAAAGGAUGGCGUUCUGGGAUUUGUUCUACGAAACUAACAAAGUGGAACAAAAGGGCUAUGAAUAAGAUUCAUGAAUAUUAAAAAUAUCAUACAAAAGCUUGUAUAUUUUAAAAAUUCAGUCAUAUCUUUAAAAAAAAUGUGUAAAUCUAUAAUAAUAUUUUUUUAUGUAUAAUAAAUAAAGUAUAA